AUUACGAUAACCUGCAUAAAUAAUUAAUUAUCAAUACAAUAAAAAAAUUCAUUAAAAAAAUUUAAAACAAAAGCUACAUGAAGUUGUUGUAAAUUGACUGAUUGCUAAACACAAAAAAGUAUUUAUAUCCGCCAAUGGACGUAUGUACAUAAACAAGUUGAUCUAGAAGUUAUCACGCAUGAAGAAUAAAUAUAUUUUGUAAGGCCUCUGAUGCGUACUUCUGAUGGUGUAAACGAUAUGACAAAAUUUAUAUACAACUAGCUACGUUACAAAUUAACCACAUAUAUAUGUAUAUACAUACGAAAUUACAGUCUCAAACCGAACAUUAAGGCUUAAAAGCAGUUAAAGAAAGUGCGAGUGUGGAGACAGUACAACAUUCGAUUGGAGAUUUGUUACAGACUUCUUUUUGAAACAAGUAAAGGCCUUGGUGUCGUCAGCAUGCCGAUCUUAUAUUCAGUUAUAUCGCGUGGCACCACUGUCUUGGCCAAAUAUGCUGAAUGCGUUGGGAAUUUUGCUGAAGUUACUGAUCAAAUUAUAUCCAAAAUCACUCUAGAAAAUCAUAAACUGACAUAUUCUCACGGCGACUAUCUCAUACAUUACGUUUGCGAAAACAAGCUCAUCUACAUGUGUAUAACUGACGACGAAUUUGAACGAGCACGCGCAUUUCUAUUUUUGACGGAUAUCAAACAAAAGUUUAUACAAACAUAUGGGUUACAAGUUGCCACUGCCCUCGCCUUUGCAAUGAACACAGAAUUCUCUAAAAUUUUGGCCGAUCAGAUGAAUUUUUUUAGCCAGUCACGGGAAGUAGACGCUAUAUCGAAAGUUCAUGGACAGAUUGAUGAAUUAAAAGAUAUUAUGGUUAAAAAUAUUGAUAAUCUUAGGGACCGAGGGGAAAAAUUGGAGUUACUUGUAAAUAAAACUGAAAACUUAAGCAAUAAUGCUGUUGCAUUCCGUAAAGCGUCGCGCAAUCUCGCCCGUCAAAUGUUUUGGAAGAAUGUACGACUCUAUGUAGUAUUGGGUCUGAUUGUCAUUUUUAUUAUAUACGUAAUAACGAGCAUGAUAUGUGGUGGUCUGGCUUGGCAAGGUUGCAGACAGAAAUAACUCGGAUCGUGCAUUUAUAAACACGUCGUUAUGACCGUCUGCAGAUUUUUUUACACACACAUGUAUAUUAUUGAUAAUUAUCGCAUGUUAAAUCUAUAUACAUCCAUAUAUGUAUACACGAUGGAUUACUUUGUUUCCUUGCUUUUUAGAUUUUCGGCCAAAGUGUGAUCUUAUGAUAACAUCGUCAGCGAUUUUAAUUUUUUAUUCUGUAUAAAGAUUAAUUUUGUUUUUUUUUCUAUUUUUAUUGCCCUUUUUCUCCAAAAUUUAAAUUUUCCCAAUCUUAUUAUUAUUAUGGUUGAAACUGAAUGGAAUUUUCAAGGUGAUUGAUAAAAUAUAUAUGUAUAUAUAGAUAUCUAUGUGUGGCAUAUAUAUAUUAUCAUCAUCUGGAUAUC
Messenger RNA from Glossina fuscipes, 1493 nucleotides. It is a transcript of the gene Vamp7, whose product is annotated as vesicle-associated membrane protein 7. Bases 439 to 1101 code for a protein of 220 amino acids. Gene Ontology annotation, biological process: vesicle fusion; exocytosis. The record is from RefSeq and is a predicted model, not a curated record. Lineage: Eukaryota; Metazoa; Arthropoda; Insecta; Diptera; Glossinidae. Gene Ontology annotation, cellular component: SNARE complex; membrane. Gene Ontology annotation, molecular function: SNAP receptor activity; SNARE binding. The transcript is spliced from 5 exons.